AUGACAAAGGUGCAGGUGCUGACGCCGCUCAGCAUCCUCGUCAAUCUGGCAGCCUUGACCGUGUGCGCAGUCGCCAUCAGUCCGGGCCUGGGUCAGGUCUCGCAGGAGCAUGGCACCUACCUGACGCCCAACGCAUCGCUUGUCCUCUUCUUCUGGGCGGUCAUGUUCCUGCUCCAGGUCGGCUUCGCUCUGCUUGUUGUCCUGAGCCAGAAGGACUUCACCAAGCACACCAUCGUCAAUGGCGUCGGACUGCGGUUGGCAUUUGCCAAUUUGCUCCUGGCGGCCUGGGCAAUCACAUGGGUGCUCAACAAGCCCGUCUCGCACCUCAUCGGCCUUGUGCUGCUUUCGCUGUGCGGACUCUUGCUCCUCAUCACGGUGCUCCUGCUCCAGAUCCGGUACCCACCCUCGCUCUCGCGUCCUCUCGACUGGCUCUUCAUCCAUGUCCCCAUCAAGAUGUUCCUCGUGACGAUCAUCCAGCUCGAUAUUCCUCAGCAGACCUUUGUUGCCCUAGGCUGGGAUGUGUCCGAGGGCGGAAAGGCUGCUUUCGAGAACCUUCACAAGGCCUUGUGGCCCAGCUUUGCCGUGCUGUGCAGCAUGGGUGCCCUGAGCGCCAUUUGGAUCUUUGCCACGAUGGACGUCACUUGGGCCGCCGCGGGCAUUUACCUCCAUCUCGCCCUCCUCUAUGGCGACUCGAAGCGCGGAAUCGGUGGACUGGGCGAGCGGAGGCCGCCCGAGAUCACGGCCGCCAUCAUCCUCGCCAUUGGUCUCCAGGCGGUGGCCAUCCUGGGCAGCAUCGUGCAGAAGAGCAUCAGCCGGACGCAGCAGCAGGAGCGCGAGGACCGGCUUCUCGAGGAGGGCGCCGCCGAGCCGGCUUCGGACGAAGGCAGGAUCGCGCUGGGCAGAGAUCCUCAGGAGGAAGAGGCCGCCGCCAGGUACGAGCAGGAACAGGAGGCUGCGCACGACAAUGGAACCGAGCACGAUGAUCACCGUGUCACGCGCAAACUUGGCUCGUCCGCGGGUCACUGA
Messenger RNA from Acaromyces ingoldii, 1026 nucleotides. RefSeq lists its product as hypothetical. The transcript is spliced from 2 exons. Bases 1 to 1026 code for a protein of 341 amino acids. The record is from RefSeq and is a predicted model, not a curated record. NCBI's taxonomy places the organism in Eukaryota, Fungi, Basidiomycota, Exobasidiomycetes, Exobasidiales, Cryptobasidiaceae.